CUUAAAUUUGUGCGCACGUCUGCUGCCCUUAUGGCUAGUGUGAAACUGUAACGACAAGACUAGGCUACUCGUACCUACUGGGUAAGGUCAGCAAAAGGUGACAUAUCCAGCACAUAAAGCACCCCUGAGCUAAAGAGAAACUCUCUCCCACACACGCACACAUCACACCCUUUAGCCUGCUCGCCCAAGCGCAAAACGGGAUCAUGUGGUUUUGGGCAGUCGCUGUCGCGUCGGUCAUUCCUGCCGUCUGGUAGUUUUAAGGUGCUGUGUCACACGAGCGGUUUCAGCUUACGUCCAUGGUGCGACUCUACUUCUGCAGCAUCCGUACGGGACCGUGCAGCAUCACAGCCGUGGGAACUACUCCGUUUCGUUAACUGAGGGCGCGAAGGAGAGCGAAGACAGUGCUUGGAUUUACGGACGCCCGAUUUUUUUUGUCUUGCUGCCCUUACUCGGGAUGUGAACGUUUGGGAAUUGUUCUGAAAGAGUUCGAUAUUUUUGCAGCAGACUUCGGACAGAAGAACAUACACAAGUCACUCAUUUUAAAAUGAAUCCCCCGUGCGCGAGAUGUGGCAAAAUAGUUUAUCCAACAGAGAAAGUAAAUUGCCUCGACAAGAACUGGCACAAAGGAUGUUUCCACUGUGAGGUCUGCAAAAUGACCCUAAACAUGAAGAACUACAAAGGCUACGACAAAAAGCCUUACUGUAAUGCGCAUUACCCGAAGACUUCCUUCACCAUUGUGACAGACACGCCAGAGAAUCUGCGCCUGAAACAACAAAGCGAAUUGCAGAGCCAGGUGAAAUACAAAAAGGACUUUGAAGACAGCAAAGGCCGGGGCUUCAGUAUCGUCUCCGACACUCCAGAGAUGCAGAGACUGAGAAGAACUCAGGAGCAGAUCAGUAAUGUAUGCUGUGGUUGUUUGUGCAUGCGUGCGUGUUUGUGAGAGAGUGAAGAGGUUAUCAGACAUGUACGCUUCCCUGCUUUUUUGGCAUCGCUCCACAGUUGACCUCUGACCAUUGGUUUCCAUGGUGAUGAGCUGAUCCGCCCACCAUCUAGUGUUCCACUUGAGCAGUAGCGGGAAGCUACAUGAGCUGAUGGUGGAAUAUGUCUGCUUGAGUAUGAGGAGGCGUGUAUGUGGUGUGAUCAAGUUAAUGCUAGGUGAUCGAGCAGGAAGAACUUUCCUGUGUUUGUGUGUGUGUGCUUGUGUGAGUGUAUGUGCGUGUGUGAGUGAGAGAAUGAGAGAGAGGGAAUGAGAGAGAAACUCAAAGGGUGCAUAAUGGUCAUUGGGCCUACACACACGCACAGAACCAUGCACACACAUACACCUACUGGAAUCACUUCUAUGUUCUUUUUUUUUCUCUCUUACUUAAUCGAGCCACUCGCAUACACAUUCUUGUUUCACAACAUCCCACCCAUAUGCCUGAGGGCAAUAAUAGGUAACACUUUAUUUUAGGGAUACAUCUA
This is a messenger RNA of Engraulis encrasicolus (European anchovy), 1461 nucleotides long. RefSeq names its product LIM zinc-binding domain-containing Nebulette-like. The record is from RefSeq and is a predicted model, not a curated record. The coding region runs from base 545 to 940 and encodes 131 amino acids. NCBI's taxonomy places the organism in Eukaryota, Metazoa, Chordata, Actinopteri, Clupeiformes, Engraulidae. Gene Ontology annotation, molecular function: actin filament binding. Gene Ontology annotation, cellular component: focal adhesion. The transcript is spliced from 4 exons.